Prinia subflava (tawny-flanked prinia) is the source of this 2708-nucleotide messenger RNA. Its product is annotated as folate receptor gamma-like. Gene Ontology annotation, cellular component: external side of plasma membrane. Gene Ontology annotation, molecular function: signaling receptor activity. The record is from RefSeq and is a predicted model, not a curated record. The transcript has 5 exons. Bases 777 to 1580 code for a protein of 267 amino acids. Lineage: Eukaryota; Metazoa; Chordata; Aves; Passeriformes; Cisticolidae.
CUGUGAUCCUCAUGGGGUAUCUGCUCUUUUGGGGACAAGUGUCAUCCAUGGGUGGGGGGAUCUGUCAUCUGGGGGGGGGUAUCUGCGACCCCACUAGGGGGCAUCUUCCCCCCUCCUCAGGGCAUCUGUGAUCCCCGGGCCACCCCAUCAUGUGUGACCUUGGAAGUAUCUGCCACUUCCAGGGUAUCUUCCCUCCCUUCUCUCGCCAACCCCCCCCCAACAUGUCUCACACUGGAGGGUUUUUGUCCCUCCCCAGCCACAGGUGACUGCUCUCCUGCUCUCCCCCAGGGUAUCUGCUCCCCCCUCCAUGGGGCAUCUGUGAUCCCCUGGAGUACCUGUAAUUGAAUGAGGGGUACUUCUCUCUACCCUGUGGCCAUCUGUGACCCCACAGGAGCACCUGUCCCCACCAGCAACAUCUCUUACCCACUGUGGUGUUCCCACCCUGCUCACUCACAGGGACCCUGUGGUGUUGGGGGCCAGGUCCUGCCCCUUGCACUGGUGGCAGGGAAUCGGGCCACCUUCCGCAGGAGGGAAGGAAAAACAGCCACAGAUGGAUUUUGGCUGGUGCUGGCCCCAGCCAGGCACCAGGAGGAUGAAUCCCAGCUGCAUGCGGGGCUGGUGGCGGGGCAUGAUAGGCACGAGUGUCAAUCCAGGACACAGCUGGGUGCCAGGGAGGGGUGCACUGUCUCCUCCCUGCCCUCAGUGCUGCCCAAUCCGCCGCAUUGCCACAUCCCGUGAUCAGUGGCCAAGGGUUGUGCUGCGCCACAACCUUUGAGAUGAGCUGUGCUCAUCCCACGGCACCUGGAGCCCAGCUGCCCCCCAGAGCAAUGGCAGCAGUGUUGGCUCUGCUGGGGCUGGUGGCCGGGCCAGCUGCUGCUGCUGCAGCAGUGACGGUGACGCAGGACUCGCUGCUCAACGUCUGCAUGGACGCCAAGCACCAUAAAACAGAGCCUGGCCCUGAGGGGCAGCUCUACGGGCAGUGUGUCCUCUGGAAGGACAACGCCUGCUGCACUGCCAACACCAGUUUGGAAGCCCACCAGGACCAGUCCUACCUGUACAACUUCAACUGGGAUCACUGUGGGGCCAUGCCAGAGAAGUGCAAGCGCCACUUCAUCCAGGACACAUGUCUCUAUGAGUGCUCCCCUAACCUGGGGCCAUGGAUCGAUCAGGCAGACACCAGCUGGCGGAAGGAGCGGAUCCGGGAUGUGCCACUGUGCCAGGAGGACUGUGAGCAGUGGUGGGAGGAUUGCCAGGAUGCUGUCACCUGCAAGGUCAACUGGCACAAGGGCUGGAAUUGGACUACAGGCACCAACCAGUGUCCCAAGGGUGCCAUGUGCCAGAAGUUCAAGUUUGUGUUCCCCACGGCGGCUGCACUCUGUGAGCAGAUUUGGUCUGGCUCCUACCGCUACACGUCCCAUCACCGUGGCAGCGGUCGCUGCAUCCAGAUGUGGUUCGAUCCAACGCAGGGGAACCCCAAUGUUGCCGUCGCCCAAUACUACGCCCGUGAAAAUGCUCCCCCAAACUCCUUGCCCUCCAUCCUGCUGUCCCUGCUGCCCCUCACCCUCCUGGCCCCAUUCUGAGCAGGAGGGGCUGCAGGUAGGAGCAGGUAGUAGAUGGUCAGGGGGGUCAGCAGGGCUGCCUUGUGCCUCCCCGUGGGAUGUCCACAGGAUGUGUCACCUCCAGGCACGUGGCUCAUUAAUAAAUGUUCCUGCUCUACUUGAUGUUGGGGUGCUGUGGGCUGGGGGGUCAAUAGGGUGACUGAGGGGCCUGGGGGUGUUUGAUUGUCUAAUCCUGCUUCUGGUGAGGAGAUGAAGCAGACGUCACUCCCAUUCAUUUGUACCGACCAGCUUGGGUACCCGGCACUGGCUCCCCCAAACCACUGUGCUGGGCAAAGCGGAAGGCACAGGGCUGCCUGCCACUGAGGCCCAGGGGCAUGGGAUCGCUGAAUGUGUCCUAGCACCUGACACGGCUCCAGGACUCUGGGCAUCACUGACAUCCUGGGGUGCACAGGAUGAGACUGGGAAAAUUAUGGGGGUAAAGGGGAGGAUAUCCCGGGGACCCUGAGGUGGGAGCACGUCUGUCAAGGGAGUCCUGCUGGCCCGGAGCCGACCCCAGGGGUCCCCUUCCCCACAUGCUUCGUGUUCCCACCUGUGGGGUGGCACCGUCCCGAUCUCUGGGCCAUAGAGAAGUCCCCGUUUUUGGUGGCGAAGCCGGGUCGCGCCCCCCACUUCUUCAGCCCCUGGCCCCAGCUCUGUCCCACCUCGGCACCCCUUUCCCCAGUGCCCGGCUUCCCUGUACCUUCACAGUGCCGGUGCCUUCAUACCACCGUGCCCCCGCCCUUCCCUUCGGUAUGCUCCUGGGUACCCCCAGACUGGGGGCACCCGGUGCUCCCCUGGUGUCCCUGUCUCUCCAAGUGCUUCUCCCCUCCCUGGUGCUCCUCUCCUCGGUGCUCCCCAUCCUCCCCGUGCUCCCCACUGCUGCUGCCCACUACCCGGUGCUCUCCGCCCCCUUGGUGCCGCUGCCCCUCGAUCAGACCCCCCCCAUGGCCUUCCUGAACGUCCACGGCCCCGGAUCUGCCCCGGUGCCUCUCACGGUGCGCCCCCCGGGCCGCCACCAAUGCUCCCUCGUUACCUCGCUGGUGCUCUCCCAAGCCUCCCCCUGCUGCUCCCCCAGGAUACCCCGCGGGUCCCCCCCGGUGCCACCCUCGA